AUGUCUGGACACAUUUCACCCGAUCAUUCUCGCUCGGCUUCGAGGUCGUCUCAGACCCCACGGUUAUCUCAGGGACAGUAUGAAUCGAUGCCUCGCCACUCCCUCGGUCGCACGUCACGCCUAUCCAACCCCAAUGUCUUCUCCGACGAAUACUCUUUAGAACCCAUCGAUCUCGAUCAAAUUGAACGCGCCGCCAGUCCCGACUCCAUCGCCUCCUCAACAACAUUAACUCACCCUCCUAAUAAAUCUGCUGGUGCAACUUUAACGGAAAAUGCCGCCGACCCUUUCGCCGAUGACGCCCGGGUAUCCUUCGAGGAACCCCGUCGAUCCAGUUUACCACAGAAAGGAGGAUUCUCCAACAACCGUAAUUCUGUCUCAUCCAUCAAUAAUGCUGCCUUUGCUGUGCAAAGGAAUCAAAGCGUUUCCUCCCGUUUCUCUAUCCCCCGCGCUCUCAGCCCCUACACCGGUGCGACCGGCCCCAGUCAUCCAUAUUCAAUGUACCCUCAAGUCGGGGUCAGCCGUACCAACAGUGUAGCCAGUGUCUCGACAAUUCGUCCGCAUGAUCGACCGCUAGGCGAAACCAGUGGUCCCCAACAUCCUUAUGGGAUGUACGCUCAAAAUGUUGUUGAAGAAGGGAUGGACGAUGAUAUUCCGGUCGGCUUCAAUGGGCUUAACACCUCAUAUCAACCGCCUCCUAGCCGUCGAAUUGAUGACGUUGGCGAUAUUAUUGGACCGGAUGGGCAUACAGAACCACUUCCUCCUUAUUCACGAUAUCCCGCGGGAGUUGUUCCAAAACCACCUGGGGUAGAGACCUUGGCAAAUGGAACCCCCACAACCGUCGACAUUCAUCUGCCACCCGAUGAGCAUCAAUUGAGUUCAACUUCAAGAGAGCCAAUCUCAAAUACAUCCUCAAGAGCCCUAAUCUCCGGUGGAUCAGAGACUAGUGAGCGUAAUACGGCAACGGCCGCGGCAGCAGCCGGUGUCACGGGAGCCACCACAUUAACGGGCAUCAUGGCUUUCGAGGAGAAGCUGAAGCGUAAAGGAAAACAAACAGCUUGUUGCGGCCUGCCGGUCUGGACGCUCGUCCUCAUUGUGACGGUAAUGUUGAUUGGAGGUUCUAUUGGAGGUGCCAUUGGCGGUGUUCUUGGCACAAGGAGAGCUCAGGAAGCCGACCGGAAAGCAAGCCAGUCGCAAGGUCCGCAUAUUGUCACUGUGACUGCUUCACCUCAAAUGGAUUAUUCCUCGAUAACGACCACACCAACAAACUACUCGCCAGCACCGACCGGUCACUAUAACAUUGACCCAGUCUUGCAGAAUUACUCUCGCAUGUGUGUCGUGGACCACGAUAUUAAGGAGGUCUGGAGCUGUCUUGAAUCAACCAAUGAUUUUGAGGUUUACAUCGCAGGUUCUAAUGGCCAACAAUCUAUUGUUUUCCUUGAUGAUUCCCCAACGUCAACUUACUCAUAUGGUGCCCAGCAACCUGUUCUUCCAACUCCCACCCAAAAUUUGAGCAUGGUUAUUGAUACCAGCGAGGCGUAUCUUGGGCCUGCUCUCUUUUUCUGGUCGUACUUUGACAAGCUUGUGAUUUUGCCCGAGGAUGCGAUUGAUCCAUCCACCGUUUCUAAACGGGAUGAUAUCACAGCAGAGAGCUUUUCAUCCCACAUCCAGCAAAAACAGACUGCUCAGCCUGGCGAUAAGCCGUGGUUCUGCUGGUGGAACAGCACGAUGCUGGAAUUCUUCCUGUAUGUCAAUCGAACUGCACACGAUACUUCAUAUGAUGCGACUGCUGUCACUGGCGGCAACCUUGCAGCGAGCAUGGCUACGACCAACGCCAAAGUCAAGCGUGAUGACAUCACCCAAUAUCCCCGGAUUGUCAAAAUGGAAGAGCGACGAAACCACCAAGGCGCCACUUCGCCAUACUGCCAGCAGAUGCAGGUGGAAAGCAAUGGUCAAAUCCAAUCCAUUCCAAGCCAGGUUUAUUCGGUCCAGGAGGUUGAACCCACCCCAACAACCACAGUAUCCAACACUGCCUAUGGCGCUGAUCAGACAUAUACUGCAAAGGCACAAUGGGCUACCCCGUGUUACUGUGUGGGAGUAUCUGAUUAG
Messenger RNA from Penicillium malachiteum, 2106 nucleotides. RefSeq lists its product as uncharacterized. The record is from RefSeq and is a predicted model, not a curated record. NCBI's taxonomy places the organism in Eukaryota, Fungi, Ascomycota, Eurotiomycetes, Eurotiales, Aspergillaceae. Bases 1 to 2106 code for a protein of 701 amino acids. The transcript has a single exon.